AUGGGAAGAAACAUAGGAUCCUUGUUGCUGUUGGCUCUUGUUAUUGUUGUUCAUCAUGGAGUUGUUGUGGCCACACCCAAAUCAAUGGAGCUCUACAAGGAUCAGGAUGAAGAAUAUUGGGAUGAGAGAAGACCUUCUUCUUCUUCUUCAGAUUCAGGUUUUUUGUUGCAAGAUGCAAAGAGUGUGGUGAAGACUGAAGCUGGGGAGAUGAGAGUGAUGAGAAGCUAUGAUAGUGGUUUUGGUGGUGGCAGAAGGAGUUUCGAGAGGCUCAUGCACAUUGCAUUCAUCACCAUGGAACCAAGGUCCUUGUUCAUUCCUCAGUACCUUGACUCCAAUUUGGUCAUCUUCAUCCGAAGAGGGGAAGUAAAAUUGGGAUACAUGAAUGGAGAUGAACUAGCAGAGAGAAGAUUAAAGAGUGGGGAUAUAUAUGUAAUUCCAGCAGGAUCCCCAUUCUAUUUGCUCAACAUUGGUCAAGGUCAGAGACUUCACAUGGUUUGCAGUAUUACCCCAGUUGAAGGAACACCCACACCCACCUUCCAUUCCUUCUAUAUUGGUGGUGGUGCCAAUCCAGAGUCUAUUCUUUUUGGAUUUGACCCUGAGAUCCUUCAAACUGCAUUCAAUGCAACAAGAAGGGAACUAGAUAGAGUUUUCAGUGCAGAAUUAGAAGGACCAAUAGUGUUUGUUGGCGAUAUUCGUGAGCCUAGUUUGUGGACCAAGUUUCUUGAAAUGAAGGACCAAGACAAAGCCCAACACUUGAAGAAAAUGGUGGUACAAGAACAUGAUGAUCAUGAUCGUGAUCAUUAUGAUGAGAAAGAAGAAGAUGGAAGGACAAGUUGGUCGUGGAGAAAGCUAUUGAACAGGAUCUUGGGAAAUGAGAGCAAGAAGAAAACAGAUUACAAGGGCAGCACUGGUGGUUCUCCUGAUUCAUACAACCUCUAUGACAAGAAACCAGAUUUCAGAAACAGUUAUGGUCAUAGCAGUGCUAUUGAUGGUGACGAAUAUCAUCCACUCCGAGAUGUUAACAUCGGCGUUUUCCAUGUUAAUCUCACUGCGGGAUCGAUGAUGGCUCCUCACGUGAAUCCAAGAGCAACAGAAUAUGGAAUCAUACUUCGAGGUUCCGGCAGAAUCGAAGUGGGUUUUCCAAAUGGCACCAAUGCGAUGAACGCUGAGGUUCGAGUAGGUGACGUGUUCUUUGUCCCUAGAUUCUUCCCCUUCUGCCAAAUAUCGUCAAGGACGGGUCCUUUGGAAUUCGUGGGGUUUGCCGAUUCUGCCAAAAAGAACUAUCCGCAAUUUCUGGCAGGAUCGGUGUCCCUCGUGAGAUCUAUGAUGGGUCCUGAGCUCGCCGCGGCUUUUGGUGUCCAGGAGGACACCAUGCGCCGUCUCGGCGAUGCUCAGCGCGAGGCCAUCAUAUUGCCUUCCACGUGGGUUCCCGCUGGUGGUGACAAGGAGAAAGGUAAAGAGCCACGUGGUGGAGACGGUGAGGAAAGGGAGAAGCUGGUGGUGACGAGGAAAGAGGCAAAGAGCCACGUGGCAGAGAUCCUGAGGAGAGGGAGAGAGAAAGGAAGCCGCGUGGUGGUGAUGCAGAGAAGAGGGAGAGGGUGCCACGUGGCCGAGGUGGUGAUGCCGAAGAGAGGGAGAGGGAAAGUGUGCCACGUGGCAGGGAUGUGAAGGGGGAGCCAAUGCCAAAGGCGGAGGAAAGAGGUCCAAUUGGGAAGGAUUUGGCUAAGAAUUUAAUUAUGGGUAUCAUUGAUGU
Arachis stenosperma is the source of this 1753-nucleotide messenger RNA. Its product is annotated as vicilin-like seed storage protein At2g28490. Bases 1 to 1668 code for a protein of 555 amino acids. The transcript is spliced from 5 exons. The record is from RefSeq and is a predicted model, not a curated record. Lineage: Eukaryota; Viridiplantae; Streptophyta; Magnoliopsida; Fabales; Fabaceae.